CAACCCAAUUCCUUUUGACAAUCGCUAACAUACCUUUGAAAAGAAUUCAACUUUUGCUUUCCUCGCCUUCCCUUCCCACUGGGCUUUCCACACGCUUUCUUUGACACGACUUUGCUUUCACCCCUGCCUCUUGUCAAUUCCAGGCUUCUUUCCAAUUCAUAUAGUGCUGAAUUUCCCCAGUUUGAAGUUGUUCUUGCUUCAUCAAUGGAUACUCAACCGGAGAAGGUCUACGUCGCCCUCGGAGAUGAUCCAGAUGACGGAUGCAAGGUCCUGGACUGGACCCUCAAGAAAUGGAAUUCCCGACCAAUCUCCAUAGUCAUUCUCUAUGUCCCCUACAACACUUCCAAAGACGAUCUUGUUCGCACUCCAUUCGGAAAGGUUCCUGCGAGUACUGUGAGCGAAGAGAAGGUAGAAAUCAUCAGAAAGUUUGAGCAAGGAAAGAUAGACAGAUUACUAUCCACAUACAUAGCUUUCUGUUGCAAGGUAAAAGUAAAAACGGAAAUCUUGAAAUAUGAAGAACCCAUCCACAAGCUCCUUGUUGAUUCUAUCUCCCGAUUCCGAAUCACCAAACUGGUCUUGGGGAUUAGCUUCAUGAAAUGUUCAUCCUGGAAAUUGAAGAGUGCAAUCACUGGAUCAUUCUAUGUUCACCAGCACAAACCUGAAUUCUGCGAGCUGUUUAUCAUCUGUGGAGGGAAACAAGUGUAUGAAGAAGGAUGCCUAGAGGAUGAUCAAGGAAUUCCGGUUACAAAGCUGAAAGAUAAUCUUUUUCUUAGAAGUUUCUCAAGAAUGUUCUCUGAUAAUUCCAGGUCGAAAUCUGGCCACCGUCCAUCCACCUCGAGUGUGGAUUCACAGAAUGAAUGGGAAUCCGAUAUCCAGGAGAUUGAAAGCUAUUUCCAACACUUGUCGUCAUUGAAUUUGGAUGAGGAAAAAUUGGAGGAAAGGAGUGACAGUGUCGAAACCAGCCCAAUUCAGGAAGAUGUGUCCGGUAAUCCAGCCUUGAACAUGCACAAUUUGGCGGAGAAACAAGAAUAUCUGAGAAGUAGAAUCAAUGAAGCUGAAGAGACGAUUCAGAUGAAGAAGAAAGAGGUAAAGGAGAACGCUGACAGACGUUCUAAAGCUGAAUGGGCUGUUUCUCUAUGCACUGCUCGGGCUGUAGAUCUGGAAGCCCGAACGAAGAAAGAGAUCGGAAAUCAGUCGGAGAUACAGAAGAGCUUGGAUUUGGAGAAGGAACAGCUUUAUGAACUGAGAAAGGAUGUGGAAGAGAGCAAGAGCAGGUUGAGAUCGUUGACUGAACUCGAAUCUGAGUUAUCAAGCAAGUUACAGGCGUUGGCUCUGGCGAGAGCGCAGGGGGAGGCGCGGUUGGAGAAGGCGGUGAGGACGAGAAUGGAGACGAUUGGGGAAAUUGAGGAGCUACGGCGACAGAGAGAUGUUUUCCAGAGGAGAAUCGAGUUCUGCAGAGAGAAGGACGCGAUCGAGACGGUUUCGAAGAUGAAUAAAGCGAGAUGCGUUUACAGAGAGUACACGGCGGAGGAUGUCCGAGUGGCGACGGAUGAUUUCUCGGAGCGCCAAAGAUUGAAGUGCGGUGGCGAUUGGACGAGCGUUUACCGGGGACGGAUCAACCGUUCACCGGUUGCAGUCAAAAUGUUCGGAUUUGUCCGUGGAUUUUCCGAUGAACAUUUUCAAGCUCUGGUUAGGCUUCUGAUGGAAAUCCGGCAUGCGCAUGUAGUCCCCGUGAUGGGUUCCUGUGCUGAACUCAAGUGCAUUAUUUUCGAGUACAUGCAGAAUAGGAGCCUAAGGGAAAUUCUGUCUACCGGCCGAGGGAAUGUUCGGAAAAUAAACCGAGGUCUCCGGUGGCAUGACAGGUUCCGGAUAGCUUACGAGAUAGGUUUGGGUUUGAGCUUUGUACAUUCGGCUCAGCCGACGCCUAUUGUUCAUGGCAACCUUACCCCUGCCAGCAUCCUCCUAGACCGGAACCUUGUGGCGAAGAUCACCGGAUUUGGGCUCCCUGAGAAUGAUGAUUAUAAACACGACGUGAGAUCAGACGUUGGGGCAUUUGGGGUUCUACUGCUGCAAAUUCUAACGGGAAGAAACUGGCCGGGGCUCGUUGAAGAUGCCAUGACCAUGGACCAUGCUGCCUUGGUUCGAGUAUUAGAUGAGACAGCAGGGAAAUGGCCACCGGAUUUGGCAGGGGAACUGGCUAGGAUAGCAAUAAGAUGCGCAUCUGUUAAUAGAGAGCCCAAUUCAGAAUUGCAGAUAGCAAACGUGAUGGGGGAGCUGGACGAGCUGAGGAAGAAGGCUGACAAUGCAAUGGCAAGAGAUGGAGAUGAAACCGGAGAGGAUCCCGGCGAGGCACCAAACUAUUUCCUCUGCCCGAUAUACAAGGAGGUGAUGAAAAAUCCACAUAUAGCAGCCGACGGGUUCUCGUAUGAAUUGGAAGCUAUAGAGGAAUGGUUCGGGACUGGGCGCGAUACCUCGCCAAUGACAAUCUUGAGGCUGAGGAACAAAACCCUGACCCCAAAUCACAACCUCCGAUUCCUCAUCGAAGAAUGGCAGCAAAAGAGAUCAACUGCAGCCGAAGUGUAAAACAUUUUCAAUCCUUUUGUACAUCAACAGCAAGCUUCACUUUCUUUCUGGGCUCAUCAGAAGAAAGUAAAUAUACACAAACAAAACAUUAUGGUUGGGUUUCGUAUUUCUAUCUCUGGUACAUGAAUCUCAUUCUGUAAAAGAAUCAACAAUAUGUAUUUCAACUGUCACUAACCCGUGCUGUCUCCAGGCUCCCUUCUGUUCAACCUGGGGAAUAGCCAUCAACACUCCUAACCAUCAUGCUCGGUUGGCCAGAAAAAAAAAAAAUGCUAUGCGCCGAAACAUCUUGCACGAGAAAAACACAAUGAAACUUUUCUUGGCAGGGAAUACUCUGCUUGCAAAGAUGGAUCAGCAGCCAUGUCUUCAGCACGUGACCAUAUGUACACUCCUCGUUCUUGUCUGUUGCCAGGAACAGUGUUGUCCAGCACAAAUGCAAUCAACAGAGUAACUACCAUGUUCAAAGACAUGAGUGCAUUUAUUGCAAAAUCAAGCUGACACAUGCAUGAAGUACAACGUUAGUCUCUCUCAGAUAAAAAGGGAAAACUAAAAGGUUGCAUAUGAUAAAAUCAAGUAAUAUAUGGUAAGUGGCAUAGUGCAUGUCCAUGCAGACAUUUAAAAGGAAAAGGGAAACAACUCUAGUCAGCCAUUUUUUUUUUUUGUUUUUGCCAGAAUAACUUUAGCCAGUUAAAUAGAUGAUUUUAGGCCUGAUACCGUUGGCUUCCUCGGUCUAUGCUUAGGGACAACAGGGUGGUUAGCAAUUUUCUGUGACGCUAGUUUGGCCAAAGGUCCAAAUACGCAUGAUAUUGAAAAUGUAGAUGCUUUUAGAUUUACAUAGUGAUUUUAGAAUCUUCAACUGCCAGUUUUACCAGAAAAUUUGUUCGAGUUGGGAGAGGUUUUCUUCAAAUUGUUGUGUGAUACGAUCUUGUCUGAUGAAAAUGUAGAAAUACAGUUUUACUGAACAC
Messenger RNA from Rubroshorea leprosula, 3545 nucleotides. The record is from the annotation of a GenBank genome assembly. NCBI's taxonomy places the organism in Eukaryota, Viridiplantae, Streptophyta, Magnoliopsida, Malvales, Dipterocarpaceae.